Molossus molossus (Pallas's mastiff bat) is the source of this 7766-nucleotide messenger RNA. It is a transcript of the gene ADAR, whose product is annotated as adenosine deaminase RNA specific. Gene Ontology annotation, cellular component: cytoplasm; nucleolus. Gene Ontology annotation, molecular function: double-stranded RNA binding; tRNA-specific adenosine deaminase activity; double-stranded RNA adenosine deaminase activity. NCBI's taxonomy places the organism in Eukaryota, Metazoa, Chordata, Mammalia, Chiroptera, Molossidae. Gene Ontology annotation, biological process: adenosine to inosine editing; RNA processing. The transcript is spliced from 15 exons. The coding region runs from base 193 to 3708 and encodes 1171 amino acids. The record is from RefSeq and is a predicted model, not a curated record.
AGCCUUCACAGCCCCGCAAGCGCAGCCUGGGCCUGGAGUGUUUCCUGUGGGGACUCCACCGACGCCCCCUGUGUCUGCGAAGCCGGGAGCAGCGGCCUGGCCCCUGGAAGUCAACAGCCACCUCGGGGAGGGUCUCACCAGGGAGAGGGUAAUGUGAAUGUCGAGCUGCCUGGACAUGCCUUCGGGGGCGUGAUGGACCCGAGGCAGGGGUGUUCCCUCAGCAGAUACUACCCCAGUCCGUUCCGAGGCUAUGAGCAGAGCAAGGUCAGACACCAGCAGCCAAGGCCAGCAUCUUAUCCUAAUAGUUUCCAGCUUCAGCAAAUCGAGUUUCUCAAGGGACAGCUCUCAGAAAUACCCCUAAUUGGAAAGCAGAUACCAUCACUGCCACCUGGAUUCCUCCCUGGAUUCUGGCCAAGGUUUCCCGGCCCACCUGUCAGAGACAGGCAACAGGAGAUCUGGAGUUUCCCGAGGGGUGUGCCUCUCAGAAGUCAGGUGCUCCCGAGAAGGUUCCAGCCUCCGUCCCCACGUGGCAGGGUCCUGCCAUGGAAAGGUGUGGAUAGGCUUUCCUCGAGUUUCCAGGAACUGAGUAUCAGCCAGGAUCGGGAGCACAGGCAAAGGAUCUUAGAGUUCUUGCAGGAGCUUGGCGAAGGGAAGGCCACCACAGCACAUGAUCUGGCUGGGAAGCUCCGCGCCCCAAAGAAGGAAAUCAAUCGCAUUUUAUACUCUCUGGAAAAGGAGGGUACGCUGCAGCGGGAGGCAGGGACGCCCCCUUGGUGGAGACUUGCAGUCUCAGCUCAGGCUUCGUACCAGCACAGCCAAGUAGCAGGGGCAGACAGCUGCAACCAGGACGCUCCAGACUCAGACCCCCGAUUUGAAGCUGAAGGCAGAAACCCCACAUCUGACUUGGAACAUCCUCCUGAGCCUCUUGACAUGGCUGAGAUCAAGGAGGAAAUCUGCAACUACCUGUUCAAUGUGCCCAAGUCCUCGGCCCUGAAUUUGGCUAAAAAUAUUGGACUCACGAGAGCCCGGGAUGUCAAUGCAGUGCUGAUUGACUUGGAAAGGCAGGGGGACGUCUGCAAGCAAGGGCCAGCCCCUUCCGUGUGGUGUUUGACAGAGAAGAAGCGGGAGAGGAUGCAGCUCAAGAACAGUGCCCUGGACACCACGCGAGCUGCUACCCCGGAGGCCAGAAGAAACGAGCUGCCCACCUGCGACUUACCCAUGCCAGACGCCUCGAACAGCGUGACCACGGGGAAAGUGGAGAAUGGGCAGGAACCGGUCAUAAAAUUAGAAAGUGGGCAAGACGUAACACCCAAACCAGUAAAACCAAAACCACCUGUUCUUGACAAUGGCCCCUCAAAAACAGGGUAUGUUGACUUUGAAAAUGGCCAGUGGGCCACGGAUGACAUCCCAGAUGACUUGAAUAGUAUCCAUGCAGCCCCAGGUGAGUUUCGAGCCAUCAUGGAGAUGCCCUCCUUCUACAGUCAUGGCUUGCCACGGUGUUCACCCUACAAGAAACUGACCGAGUGCCAGCUGAAGAACCCCAUCAGCGGGCUGUUAGAAUACGCUCAGUUCGCUAGUCAGACCUGUGAGUUCAACCUCGUAGAGCAGAGUGGACCACCCCAUGAACCUCGAUUUAAAUUCCAAGUUGUCAUCAGUGGCCGAGAGUUUCCCCCAGCUGAAGCUGGCAGCAAGAAAGUGGCCAAGCAGGAUGCAGCUAUGAAAGCCAUGACAAUUCUGCUUGAGGAAGCUAAAGCCAAGGACAGUGGAAGACCAGAAGAAGCAUACUACUGUUCCCUAGAGAAAGAAUCCGAGAAGACUGCAGAGUCCCAGUCCACCACCCCUUCAGCAACUUCCUUCUUUUCUGGAAAGAACCCCGUCACUACAUUGCUUGAGUGUGUGCACAAGUUGGGGAGCUCCUGUGAAUUCCGCCUCCUAUCCAGAGAAGGCCCUGCCCAUGACCCCAAGUUCCAGUACUGUGUUGCAAUGGGACCCCAUACUUUCCCCACUGUAAGUGCCCCCAGCAAGAAAGUGGCAAAGCAGAUGGCAGCCGAGGAAGCCAUGAAGGCCCUGCACGGGGAGGCGACUAACUCGACACCCGAUAACCAGCCUGGAAGUACCCACACAGAAUCAUUCGAUACCUUGGAAUCUGUGAUGCCCAACAAGGUCAGGAGGAUUGGCGAGCUCGUCAGAUAUCUGAACACCAACCCGGUGGGCGGCCUGUUAGAGUACGCCCGCUCCCACGGCUUUGCUGCGGAGUUCAAGCUGGUUGACCAGUCCGGACCUCCUCACGAGCCCAAGUUUGUUUAUCAAGCAAAAGUUGGGGGUCGCUGGUUCCCAGCCGUCUGCGCGCACAGCAAGAAGCAAGGCAAACAGGAGGCAGCGGACGCCGCUCUCCGCGUCCUGAUUGGGGAGAACGAGAAGGCAGAGCGCAUGGGUUUCACAGAGGUAACCCCAGUGACAGGGGCCAGUCUCAGAAGAACUAUGCUCCUCCUCUCAAGGUCCCCAGAAGCACAGCCAAAGACACUCCCUCUCACCGGCAGCACCUUCCACGACCAGAUAGCCAUGCUGAGCCACCGGUGCUUCAACGCGCUCACCAACAGCUUCCAGCCCUCCUUGCUUGGCCGCAAGAUCCUGGCUGCCAUCAUCAUGAAGAAAGACUCUGAUGACCUGGGGGUCGUGGUCAGCUUGGGGACAGGGAACCGCUGUGUGAAAGGAGACUCUCUGAGCCUAAAGGGAGAGACGGUCAAUGACUGCCACGCGGAGAUCAUCUCCCGCAGGGGCUUCAUCAGAUUUCUCUACAGUGAGUUAAUGAAGUACAACCCCCAGACUGCAAAGGAUAGUAUAUUUGAGCCUGCUAAGGGAGGAGAAAAGCUCCAAAUAAAGAAGACUGUGUCUUUCCACCUUUACAUCAGCACGGCCCCGUGUGGGGACGGGGCUCUCUUUGACAAGUCCUGCAGCGACCGUGCAGUGGAGAGCACAGACUCCCGCCACUACCCUGUGUUUGAGAAUCCCAAACAAGGCAAGCUCCGCACCAAAGUAGAAAACGGGGAAGGCACAAUCCCGGUGGAGUCCAGUGACAUUGUGCCCACGUGGGAUGGCAUUCGGCUCGGGGAGAGACUCCGUACCAUGUCCUGUAGUGACAAAAUCCUACGCUGGAAUGUGCUCGGCCUGCAAGGAGCGCUGUUGACCCACUUCCUGCAGCCCGUGUACCUCAAAUCCGUCACGCUGGGUUACCUUUUCAGCCAAGGGCAUCUGACUCGUGCCAUUUGCUGCCGUGUGACAAGAGAUGGGAGUGCAUUUGAGGAUGGACUACGACAUCCCUUUAUUGUCAACCACCCCAAGGUUGGCCGAGUCAGCGUAUAUGAUUCCAAAAGGCAGUCCGGGAAGACGAAGGAGACGAGCGUCAACUGGUGUUUGGCCGACGGCUAUGACCUGGAGAUCCUGGAUGGGACCAGGGGCACCGUGGACGGGCCACGGAAUGAAUUGUCCAGGGUCUCCAAAAAGAACAUUUUUCUUCUGUUUAAGAAGCUGUGUUCCUUCCGGUACCGCAGGGAUCUACUUAAACUCUCCUAUGGUGAGGCCAAGAAAGCUGCCCGCGACUACGAGAUAGCCAAGAACUACUUCAAAAAAAGCCUGAAAGACAUGGGCUAUGGGAACUGGAUAAGCAAACCUCAGGAGGAAAAGAAUUUUUACCUCUGCCCAGUAUAGUGUGAUCCAGUGGCUGGGGGUUGGGGUGUUUUACACUGGGGUGAGAGAGGGGUAGUCAUAGCAUUCCUCCGGUCCCGGGCUCUUUUUUCCCUUUUCUUUUCUUCUCUCUUCUUUUUAACGGAACCACAGUUGGUGACACUGAGACCUUGGGGUUCCUGUUUAUCCUGCUCUCUGGGAAUACCCGACCUCACCAGGCCCCUUCUCUCUUCUCAAGCAAAGAGGUCGAGACAGGGGAGUGGAGGGUUCUGCUCUCCACCAGUGCGGAGCCGCACCUGCACACCCGCCGUCCAUCUCGAGAUCUCUCUGCUCGGGGUGUCCGUUCCCUUCCCCUGUCGGCCACUCUGGCCUCCUGUGGUCGUGAUUAGGUUCUAAUCAACUCUGUGAAUCAUGUCAGGGACCGAUGAAGAUUUCAUGUGUGGAUUCUGCAAGCCCUUCUGCUUACCCUCUGCCCCUUCUGAGAGUCCUUCCUAUAAUCAAGUUUCUCAUUUUCCUCCAAGAGGGUAAAGAGGUGAACGUAGAGAAUUUGGAGAGAGACUUAUAAGAGCAGGAGUUUGAAAUGCAGUCAGUUGAUGACUGGCGCCCAGUGUGAUUGGAAUCUGCAGAUAGUGCUCAGUGAUCUCAGAUCUUGCACUUCAGCCAACUCAGGAGGAGCCAAGAGGCCCGGAAAGCUGCCUCCCUUCCCCAAGUGGCAGGGAAGGAGACAACCAGCCAGACACGGAGGGAAUUGCAGCUGUGGUGCCCCCUGCAGGGGUGACGCGAGCCGUUCCUGGGGAGCACAGACAUGCCCUGGACGGUGGCCAGCUCCCAGCUGCCCCCUCCUGACGCAGUCCUAGGAAUGUGUCCUCCCAGUAGGGGUUAGGGCCUGGAGGGUGAAACGCCUCUGCUUAGAUAAACAGGACUUAGCAGGAAUCAGGCAAAAAGUGAUGUUGGGUCAGAUCACUGUUCUACCGGCAUGUUUCUGACAGUUGAUCAAGACAUGGGUAAAUUAGGAGUAUUUGAAAGAAUGCCAUAAAUGUUGAGUCUUAAAUGCUCCAGAUAACCUGUAAUUGCCCAGAUUUAAAUUCAGACAUAAUUUUUCAUUUACCCAAGUGCUUCUGCUUUGUCAGGUGACUUCUGAAGGUCAUUCUUGGGUGGGUCACAGACCUGAGCUCUGCCUGCCUGUAUGGAAUCCACAGGGCUGAUGUAUGACAGCAGUUAUAGGUGAAAGGGCAGGUUGUCCUCAAAGUCUAUGAGGUGGAGCCCUUGGUCUGCACCUCAAGCUCACGAAGCUCGCGGUGAGAGCCAUCAGCCUCUCUGAGGAGUCUGGCUCUGGGCCAACAUCAGGCAGCCAUGCUCCAGAGAAGCACAGAGGCCCCGCCACCCUGAGACCGGAGCUGGCCUCUCUAGAGAAUCCCUCUAUCUUGAUCUGUUAACACGCUGAGCCGGCACCUCAAAUGAUUCCCCGCCUCUCCCAGCCUCGCACACAACUGACCCGUAAACUCUCAUCUGUCCCACCUCUUCAACAAUAGAUACCCACAGUCACACUUUUAUUCUUGUGGCUACUAUUCCCCAAAAUUGGCCAAAUGAGAAAACCGAAGUUUUAUUAAUACACCAAGGAUGUCGGCGGAACACCAGUGUCCCAAGGAGCUGCUGGGAAACCGCGCUGUCUUCCAGAGGGAGGUGCGUGCCUCACCCCGCCCUGUGAACCUCGGAGGCGGCUGACCUCCUGGUCCUUCAGGCUGGAGGUGUCAUCCCUGGUUCCUCAGGACAUCAGCCCCUCUGGUUCAUCGCGGGCGCUGGAACCUCCUGCAGAGCUCAGACUUAGCGCUCGAACCAGGAGGACGGGGCUCUCAAAAGACCAGAGCCCCUGCUCACCCCAAUCUUGUCUAGCAACCUGGUAGUGUUUGGUUUCUGCUGUAGGAAGAGGGCAAGGCACCCCUGAACCCCGCGUCUGCUGGAAACGAGCCUGUGUCAGGCCCUGUACGGCCGCACCCCCCAUACCCCUGGGAGUCACACAGGACAGAGGAGGCAGAGCCCCCGCCUAGAGUAUUCUCUUCACUUUCUUGUCCGAUCUUUGUUUUUAAUAAGCAGGACCCCCCCCCCUUUUUUUAAACAAUCUUUGUAGUUGAUUUGUCUGAACUGUGGCUAUUGUGCAUUCUUUGAAUAAUCACUUGUAAAAAUUGUCGCCGCUUGAAGCUAUUUCCUUUACUCACUUUGAAGGGACUGUGUUGGUUUUGGGGUCUUGGCAGUGACUCCAAGAGCAGAGUGAGGAAGAGCCCAAGCACGGACUUGGUGCCAUGAUGGCUGCAGUCAGUCUUUGAUUCCGCUUUUAUGUGUCGCUUGGUAACAGUGACUAACCUUAUACAUUCCUCCUAAAUAAAAAAAGAAAGAAAGAGAGAGAAUCUGAAUUGGUAGAAAGCUUCAAGUCUUGGUUCUUGGUGGGGGAGAAGUGGGGACAGUUUCCGGCAGCAGCACCAGCUGCAUCUGACACCUGGGGACAGGCCACCCCACCUGCAGAAAGGCGCCAUUUCAAUGCGCCUGCCCGGGAGGUGAGCUUGCGUCGGGCAGAGAGGUACAUCAGGUACCCCCAUCAGAGCUCGGCCUUAAAUGUCUCGUUCCUAGGACUUGAUAGGCAAGAUUGCAAGGCCCAGGGUAGGAAAAGAUUCCAUGAGACAGUACCAGAGGACGCACAGAAUUCCACCUCUCCUUGAGAGUGGUUUUACAGCUCCCUCCGCUCAACAUCCCCCCCCCCCCCCAGGUGCUUUGCCUGCAGGGACGUGCAUGUUUGGAGUCAAGUCGCCGACUGAAUAGGACUGGCUCAGCUGCAGUCUCAGGAGACAGGACAUUUGCUUUUUACUUUCUAGAUGGCAUCCAGAAUAUUUCUUCGUCUUGAAUUUCAAAGAGAACGCACCACUUUGCACGUUGUAAUUUAGUCCAGAAUUUCUAUAAAAUUCAUCCUUGACCUUUUAAAAAUUAUAUACCAGAGGACACAAGGGCAAGGCUGUAAAUCACAACGAAGCUGCCUUCCUCACCCAUUGUGCAGACGCAAGAGCUGGGCCAGGAGGGCCGGUGACAUGCCUGGGGCACGCUAAGGGCCAGAAGAACUGAGUCAUUCAGCCUGUUGAAAUGGUGCUGCUGGGUGAGCUGGACAGUUUUAAAGACAGGAAAGGACGGUGUGUCUGUUGCCAUGAUGUACCGGGAACCUGGAGCGCCUCUGUCCUGUCUGCAGGCAGCUCCUGUUCCACCGGGAGGGAGACGUACCCAGGUCUUUGAGGAAGUGGGUAGUUUCUUUCAUGACUAAGGCUGGUGCCAGAUGUGUCUGCAGAGGGAACAGGCUGUCCUCCCCCCCACCCCUGACGGGGCCAGGGGUACACUGCGUGCAGGACCACAGGAGUGUCUUCGUUGCUGUUCACCCUGCGUUUCACCUAGGAGGCCCACAACUGAAUGCCAUUCCCUGGAUUUGGGCCCGUUUCACACCAGUGUCUGGGAGAAGCUCGCCUCCGCGCAGGCCACAGCUUCGGCUUCCCAGAGCUGAGCUGUGAGGGGCCCGCCACCCCUGCCUCCAGGAGAUGGGUCCUCCCCGGAGUUGUUUCUGGGCUCUGUCUACUGCAGGCCCAGCCAUUUGGUCAUUUCAUUUCCAUCUAAUGAAGGGACUUGUAACACAUCACAAUAAUUGAACUGUUACCACUGACCUUUUCUCUUCAGGUUCUUCUAAUGUCUUCGAUGUCUAGUUUUCCCAGCAUUCUGUGUUUCCCAUAUUUGCCAACCCGGCCCAUGAGGGUCCUCCCCACCCCCCAGUAUGAGACAAGACAUAUUUGGAAACAACUUGUCUUUACAAGCGUCUUGAGUUCCUAAUGAGUCUGGCCUGGAGUGGGCUAGACCAGUGCAAAUAGUCCAGGAACACAGACAAGGGAGGCCAACCAGGCCAGUGUAGGGGAGAUGGACCCCAAGGGUGGAUGAGUGAGGUGCCCUAACGGUCCCUAGACCUGCAGUCCCUUAGGGCCCAUGUGGCUGUCACACUGACCUCUUGGACCUGUUGGGAUGAAUGAUGGGGGGAAAGGAGGGACAUCUAUAAUACU